AAAGAAUAUCAUAUAAAGAUACCAUCGAAGAUUGGUCUAGUGAUCAAUGAGAGUCUUAUUUUUUAUAAAGAAUUUAGAGGAAAUUGAUUCAAUCCAUAUUGACCACCUAUUUACCACCUAUUUGAGAUUGAUGGGGACUUAUUCAUGAUAUAAUCAAAUAUAAUUAAUCAGAAAUAUAUAUUAUUGUUAAUAGUCUGACUACAAGAAUGAAAUUGUUUAUCAACCAAGAUGAAGAGGAUACAUUUCUUGCCAACUAAAUUAUCCACCAAUACCAUUUGUAAUAUUCCAUGUCAUCAUAGCUAGAACAUGGAUGAGAAUGGAAAAUGUGACAAAACAUUGAGGACCAAUCAUAAAUUUAGCUUGUUGAUUCUAAUCCUUAAAAAAAUUCAUGAUAAAAAAAGAGUAAUAUAGUGGAAUGAAUAUAUUUAUAACACUGUCCCAAACAUAAAAAUCAUUCUAAUCUACGGUCUACACAAAUCAUAAACCUUCCAGUAAGUUGGAGAAAAACAUCACAAGAAGCAGUUCUGUUCUAUUGUUGGGUAAAGAAAAAACUCACAGCACAGCUCCCACAGUAAUGUUUAUUCCCAUUGAAACAACCAGCUAGAAAGAGACAUAUAAUUCUCACAUUCUUUCUUCUGUUGCCAUAUCAAAGAACACAAACAAAAGCACUUUUUGAGUCCCUACUGGAUCAGAAAACUUCCAGAUUCAUUGAGAGAGGAGUUCAAAAGGAAGGCCAAUGACAAGUGUCUUAACACGUGUACCUAUGAGAAAGCAUGCAAGACAGUUGGUCCACACGUGUCUGAUAUGCAAAGCUUAGUGAUUCUUUAUAUGUCUAUUUAAUACAAGCUUUGGUUGUUACAGGAAUGUAUUAAAAGCUUUGCCUUAUCUGCUUUCUUGUUUGGGUUUGUAAUAAUAUCAUCAUCUUUGAAGGUGUAUCUUGGUGUUUUUUUGGGGGAAGAGAGAGAGAGAAAGAGAGAGAAAGAUGGCUCAAACUAUGGGAAGGAACAUGGCAGCUCCAUUGCUGUUUAUCAACUUGAUUAUGUAUUUGAUUCUCAUAGGUUUUGCUAGUUGGUGUCUUAAUAGAUACAUCAAUGGCACAACCUACCAUCCUAGUAUGGGAGGGAACGGAGCGACUCCGUUUUUCUUGACAUUUGCAAUGCUGACGGCAGUUCUGGGAGUGGCAUCAAAACUGGCCGGACUCUACCAUAUCAGAGCUUGGAGGAGCGACAGCCUCGCCGGAGCGGGAUCAACUUCCUUGCUCACUUGGGCUGUAACUGUUCUGGCUUUCGGCUUGGCCUGUAAGCAAAUCAACAUAGGAGGUCACAGAGGGUGGAGGCUGAGAGUGGUGGAAGCUUUCAUAAUAAUCUUGACUUUCACUCAGCUUCUGUAUCUGCUCUUGCUCCACGCCGGAAUCUUCAGCCGCCGCUACGGCCCUGGUUAUUGGGACACCGACUACGGCAUGGGCGGAGGAACAGCGGCUCCCGGUGAACCUCCCAAGGGAACUGCCGGAACCAGGGUGGUCUAGAAUAGAUGGUUGUGUAUGAUCAGUGGGUGGGUUUGUUUCUCUUGUUUUGUUUUUCUGUGUAAGAACAUAGUUUCUGGGUCUGUCAAUUUGCUUCAAAACCGUAAAUGUAGGAUGUUUAAUAAGGGAUUGGGAUCUUUCACAUAGAAACAAGGAUGUGUGAUUUCAUAUUUUUGCUAUGUUUUAGCAAGGCAAAUCCAUCAUCAUCGUUUGACCAA
Molecule: messenger RNA, 1740 nt
Organism: Benincasa hispida (wax gourd)
Lineage: Eukaryota; Viridiplantae; Streptophyta; Magnoliopsida; Cucurbitales; Cucurbitaceae
Product: AWPM-19-like family protein
Source: RefSeq, a predicted model, not a curated record